Prorocentrum cordatum is the source of this 8355-nucleotide messenger RNA. NCBI's taxonomy places the organism in Eukaryota, Dinophyceae, Prorocentrales, Prorocentraceae. The record is from the annotation of a GenBank genome assembly.
AUGCAGAAGCUCCUGCUGGCCCUGGCCCUGGGCGCAGCACGCCUCGCUGCGGCGAAGGGCCAGGCCCAGCACGGCGCGGCGGCCCCGGCAAGGGGGCCUGGGCGCGCGGGCAGACCCGCCAACGGCAGCCAGGCAGAGGAGGCGGACGCGCGGCGGCUGCAGGGCGUCCCGCAGCGCAACAUGGCAUUGGUGCUUGGCUGCGACACGUCCUGCAUCCACGACAGGAUAUCGGCCACGUGCCGCAUCCGGGUGGACUGGGCAACCCACCACCGCUUUCAGGGCGCGGUGGACGCCUGCGCGCAGGCGCACGCGAUGGUGCUCCGCCACUGCCCCGUCUGCGCGGGAUGCGACCUCGGAGCCCUCCACUGCCCCGUGCCGUCGACGACGACGACUGCUACGGAGACGUCGAAAACAGAGCUGAGCUUGACCGAGACUACGGCCUCCACGACGGCUACAGUAUCCACGACGACUACCGUCCUCGCGGCCACGAGCACUGCCACGUCGCGGACCCUGACGACCACGGAGUCGAGUGCAGGCAGCACACUGUCAGCGACCAGCCUGACGACGACCACGGCCUCGACAAUCUCCGACAGCCGGCAGCAGCAGCGACGGCGCGACAAGAAGCGCGUCCUGCUGUACACCUCCUCGACGGCAGCGCCGUCGACUGCCAAGACGACCGCCGCAUCAAGAGAGGCGCUCAUGGGAGCCAUGGCCAUGGAGGACACCCCUGAGACGACCACGUGGCCUUACAACUGCGACAUCGGGUACUCGCACUGGCAGCUUGGAUGGUCUCCAUCCAAAAAGGUCUGGUGCUGCCGGCAUGCCGGGCGGGCCUGUGUCACCACUACCUCGGCCACGACGACCUCGACCUCGACCUCGACCUCGACCGCCACCACCACAGCAACCACCACCAGCGUCACCACCAACACCACCUCAUCCACCAUCACCACCACGUCCACUACCGCCACAACCAGCACUACCACUGUCACCACAACGACCCCCAUCGCAACCACGGCUGCGAGCGCCGCUACCACAAGGUCAAAUCCGGCACAGCCUAAGAAGACAAAGGCCACCACCACUACCCCAGCCGUGGCCAACGCGACCCACAUCGCGGCCAACGCCACCGCGAUCCACACCGUGGCCAAGGCGACCCCCACCGUGGCCAACGGCACCGCGGGCGACAACACCAGCGCCAGGACAGCGCUCGACGACAGUUUGGACAUAGAGUUCAGCGCGUUCAACGCCGCCCACAGUGCCGCUGCAUUCUAUGCGCAGCAGACGCGGGAGAACAUGAAGAAUGCGAUCGCCCAGCACCACCUGGUGGUCUCCCCUGGUCUCCUGCACCUUGCACUUCUGCCGCUCCCCCGGCGCUCCGGCUGCAUAUUCCAGUGGCCGCUCGCCUCCAGCCAUCUCCACGGCAUCCUCCAGCGGGCGCUCGCCGCUGACCGCCUCUGCGGCUAUGAGCUUCUGCACCUCGAUGAGGCGCCGCACCAUGGGGUCCUGCACGUGCGGAUGUUGCUCUUGCUGCUGCAGGCGCACGGCCUCGCCGGGCGCCCGCGCCCGCGCCCCGCAGCGCCUGGCGCCCUGGCCGCCGCCGCUGCCGCCACCGCGGCGGCCGCUGCCGCGGCGGGCGGCCGCGGCCCCCGGGGACGGCGCGGCGUGCGCUCCGCGGCCGCAUCACGGGCGGCAGCCUCCCGCGGAGCGGCCGCGGCGGCGGGGGCCGCCCUCGGAGAGGCCGCCGCCGACAGGGUCGUGGUCUUCGCCGGCGGCGUCGUCGCGCCGACGAAGCUCUUGUUGGACAUCCCCUACAUGCUCCAGUUCGCGAACAUGAUGCAGUCCGACGACCUGGACGUAUUGCGCAUCCUCGAGGUCACGGGCGUCGAUCUCCACCCGCAGGAGCCCUCCGUGGCCGGCAGAAGCUGGCAGGCGACCGCCAGUGGCCCUGGCGGCGCGGAGGAGGAGCUCGCGAGCCUGCGGGCGCAGGCGGCCACCGCGCCCGCGGUUGCCAAGGGGCGGCCAGCGGCUCUUCGGAUCAUGCUGAAUGAGAUUCUUCGGCCGCUAAAUGCCCAGAUGGAUUCGAUGAACGCAACGCUCGCUGGCAACUUGACGGCCAUCAAAAAGAUGGAUGGGCGGCUCUCUGCAGGGGUUCAGCAGAACUCAGCCACCAUCAACUCCAUGAAGGGCGACAUUCAGGCCCACAGCGCACGCAUGGACGAGCUGGAGCUCAAACUUCAGAGACAGCAGCAGGGAGCAUAUACCGAAAUGGAGCAGGUCGACGGGAUGGCAAGCACAUAUUCGGCGUCAGCGAGAUUGCAAAGUCUCGAGGCCAGCUUCGCGGAGAUGCAGCGCAAAAUGGAGCACGCGAAGUCUUUCUAUGAGCGGGCUCGCGACCACCCUAUCAAGUUCACCCAAGCCUCAACUGGCACACAGCAUGACCUGCGCAUUGGCUUCGGCGAGCCAUAUGACAUUAAGAAGAAGGGCUACAUCCUCGGGCUCAUCUGGAAGCAUAUCUGCGCAUACAUGCGCACGAACGGAUGCUGGACACCUGCGACAGUGCUCGCCUGCAACAAGUACCAGGGCCUUUGCUACACCACCGUGCGCGACGAGCCGAUUGCUUUGGCGAUGGUCUCGUCAUGGACUGAAUCGGAGGUGGUGGUCGAGACUUGCGCUCAGGAGUUGCGCAGCUUCGGCCUCGCAGAGCAGCAGGUCCAGGACUUGCCUGCCGCGGUCAACAGCGCCUACCAGCACAUCAUAGACCAGGCGAGGUUCCACGAGCACAUCCGCAUCAUACAAGAGCGCAUCCUGGUUCUCGAGCUCCGGGAGCACGAGCAGUCCCCAGAGUACCAGUACGACGACGAGCGCACAGCCGCGAUGGCGACGGGCCUGAUCUUGAACCCAGGCAAGUGCUCGCUGGUAUUUGCUGUGCCAUACUCCAGGAGAUACGCGUGCGAGGUGUUUCGUGUAUCUGGCGUUAAAACUCGGCCGUAUCGGGCCGACACCUUCGGCAAGUACCUGGGAGUUUACAUCGGCCCGGAGGGGCCCGCGGUGUCCUGGGGCGCUCCUGGGACCAAGUGCAUCAAACGGCCGCGGCACAUCGCGUCGGCCGGCUUGUCGCCGGUGCCACCUCCGCUCGAGGCCGGCACCUCGGGCCCAGAGCUCCUAAGGGAGGACUUCGAGGUGCUGGGCACAUGUCGUUAUUUCGCUAGCCGAGAGCGUGGCCUGCGAUCGCUAGCAUCGUCGCAGUUCUUCUCGAACUCUCGCGCGAUGCCUGCCGCGCUGUCGACGCCGAGCAAGAGCGGCCCUGCGGGCUCGCCUUGCUCCGCCGCGGCGGCUUCGCCUGGCCUAUCGGCAACGCGGAGCUCCCUGGCCAUGCGCGCGCCAAUGCCAGCGAAGACUCGCAACCAGAUGAUCGACGACGAGGCGAUGGCGCGCAGGGAGUGCUUCAUGACGAUCAUCGACGAGUGCUCGGCGAACAGUGGUCACAUCUUGCCGUUGUUCAACGAGUUGAACAAACGCUUGAGGGCCAUGGCGAAGGAGGCGCGCUGCGAGGAGGCCAAGUUCGACAUCUUGGCGAAGACGUUCGCGAAGACCGACGAGGAGUUCAUGAUCAGGAUCGUGGUGGAGAUCUCGGACCUCUCGCUGCAGGACGUGGUCAAGGCGAAGCAGAUGGACGACGGCGCCGUGUUCCAGCUGAUGCAGUUCGCGCUUCAGUACCCUAAGGGGUUGAAGUAUCCCGAGGAGGCUCGGGUGGUGGAGGUGCUGAGUCGGGUCUUCAAGACUCGUAUCGAGGUCGCUGGCCAGCGGCUCAAGAAGUUCAAGCAGAACGGUGGUGUUUCGAGUACUGGGAUGUUGUGCUGGAAGGUUGGCUGCUUCGUCCUCAAGUCCAUCGAUGGGCUUCUCUCGGAGGUAGGCCACGCGAACGGCGACAAGGAGCCGCCGAUGCCGCCCGUGCUCCUCUGCGAGUUCUUCAAGGCAUCGCGCACGGGCCCCUACAAGAUCACGAAGGUGACGUCGUCGUCGAAGGACUUCGCGAAGGAAGUGCUGAACACCUUCAACGCGCACAAGAAUGAGUUGGAGGCCGUCGUCCAAGGCCAGGGUUCCAGCAGCUCCAGCAGCAGCGCUGGCGAGGUCCGUGGGCAGUUGAAGACCCUCGUCUCGGAGAAGAAGAAGAAGGCCAUGCAGAAGGCCAGGCAGAGCGCAGCCGAGAAGAUGGCUGAGGGGCGCAUCUUCCUCGAUCAGAUCGGGGAGUGCCGCUACCAGUUGACGGACACGGUGUUGCAGCACCGCGCGCUCUUGAAGUUGGGCGAGUCUUCUGUUGCCGAUUCGGAGGCCAACGACCAGGAUGUGGUCCUCGCUGCAGUCUACCCUGGUGGUGAGGCUGCCGCCAUAGACGCAGAUGCGAUGUUCAAGUUCUCGCUCUUCGAAUCGGCGACGACGAAGGAGCUCUUUACGGUCGAUGAGUCUCUGGGUGAGUCGAGUGUGCAAUCGUUUUGGGAUGUGCAGGCGAAGCACCGUGCAGGUUCUGUCGAUGUCAAGGUUCUUGGUGGGUCAUCGUUCGCCUUCGACUGCUUCGCGUUCGCUCUGCCUCGUCCUGGGAAGCAGCCUCUGUAUUGGAGCAUGCAUUCGAUUUACGACUUCUUGGGGAUCGAGUGUUUCAAGGGGACUCUUUCUAAGUGGGUAUUUCGGAGUUCUGAACGUUGGGAGAGGAGGUUCCCCAUCGAUGGUGGCGGCCAGACUGUGCACGGUUCAUGCGUGUCUUCCUUCACGGCCAAGCGUGUUCAGCUCAGCUCCCCCGCGAAGUGUUUGCAGGUGACUUCGGUGAGUACAUUCGGGAUGCUCUUCCAGAUGGCCAAGUGGUCUUGGAGCCCAUCGCAUUACGGUGGAUUCGACUUGAAGCGAGACUCCGCGGGUAAGCAGGUGAAGGCAGCGCAGGCUUUCAUCGUCAGUGUACUCGAGACUGUGAAUCAGUACAAGAGGCCUUGGUCAUUUGAUCUAGUUCUUGACGUCUCGUGGACUUGUGGGUGGCCUCGUCCUCAGCCUUCGUAUUUGGAGAAUGCCAUGAUCGUCGAGGUUGACGAUUCCUUGGGGGUUGAUUUGAAGGCCUUCUGCGAGAGGGCUCAGGUCGCGUGGAGCGAUACUUUCAUCCACGAGAAUUGGAACAUGUGUCUUUCUGGAAGGUGCACUCGCGAUACCUUUUACAAGCUGCCGAUGAUGGAGGUGCUCAUGCUGACUGCAAGUAAGGCCACGCCCGUGGCAGAGUGCAUUAUCGCGCAGGUCUGCUUGUCGUUGUCUCACCAGCUCCAGAUUGUCAUGGCGUCCGACAACAACGACGGCCAUCUCGUCAGGAGGGAUGUGGAGUUCAGCUUCGACGACCCCGCCGAGGGCUUCGGCGUCGGGGAGGACGUCGACCAGUCCUUGGCCAAGUACGUCACCAACGCGGCCCACCAGCUCGGCAAGCCGCGCUGCGUCUCGGUCGCGACGGACAAGGCGUCGGUGGGCAACUUGCCGCUCCAGGUCAGCGUCCUCGCGCUUCCGUCCAACUUGGCGGUGCCGAUGCCGCCUCGGGUGGUCUCUGGGACAUCCGAGGGGGCCUCCAGGACUCCAGGGUACCCGGUACCGGUGGAUCGGCAGUUCGACGACGAGCUCCACGAGGACCUCAGCCUCAAGCGGAAGGCCGACGAGGCAAUCGCCACGACGGCGAGCGUGAUGGAGCGGCAGCUGGCCUGGCUCACUCGUGGCGCUCCUGGUGCUCGGCCUGGCGCGUGGCGGCCAGUGAAGCUCCACAGGGUCGCCAGCAGGAUUGAGGAUGCGACCAGGGACUGGGUGAAUUGGCGUUGCUUGUCGGUUUCCCUGGACCUCGGCAGCGACGGCGUCUGCGCCACGAACGCCUUGACCUACUUCGAGGAGCUGAAGAUCAACAUGUUGAGGUUCCCAGAUCCUCCGCACGGGGCUAACCGCAGCAUCGAUCACGCGAUCAAUAAGACACAGCUGCGCGGCAUGUGGAUGCUCAUGAUGAUCUCCUUUAACUUGCCUCAUGGCCCAGACCAAGAUGACCUUCGCCACCUGCAGGUUCGCGAGGCCAUGACCUACUGCUUCAACAGGCGCUCGCCGAACACGUGCCCCUUGUUCAUGGAGCUGGCCCCUUACAUGAUUCAGGACUUGAACCGCGUGGGCGAUCAUCUCCCAGGAGUGGAUUCGCCAGAGGUCGAGCUCUGGGAGUACUUGAAGAAGCGCGUAUGGGUCAGUUCUCCUGGGGAGCGUUGCAACACGAACAGGUUCAUGUCGUCCGUUUCCGCUGCCAAGCUGAAUGUUCCGCAUUGGCACAUCGAUUUAUUCGAACGUCUAUUUUUGUGUCUCGAGAUGGACUUCGUGAGGGGCAAGAAGUUCUUGGAGCACAUGGUCAAGGUGAAGACUGGCAAGCAGGAGGAGCUUGGCGAGGGCGCCCCCACGGCAGCUAAUGCCAUCACCUUGGAGGCGAAGACGUUGAGGGGCUGCGCUGCUAACGCCGUCGCGAUCUCGGCCUUGAUGCUGAGCGACCCCAUGAACAGGAAGAUUUGCCUCUCCAUCGCUGCCCUGACAAAGCCUGUGCGUGACUGGCACAUUCGCCAGAACAGGACUCUUCGGACUUCAGCUGCUUCGCCUGAUUGGCUCAGUGUCCAGCUCUUGAGCGAGAACGUGAACCACAUGAAAGACAUCGCUGCGUGCUUUAACAACCGUUGGCUUCUUGAAGACCUUGGUUUCUCAUGCCUUGACGGCGCUUGGUUGGCGAGCGAGGGCGAGAUGAACAUGUACAUGCACGGUUGGCCUUACAAGCGCAUCUUGAUGACGGGCGAGGGCGAUGCUUCCAGGGCGGUGGUCCGUGAGUACCAGACUGACAAGCGCAUCAUCGAUCUUCUUGAGGCCGCCGAGAAAGGCUCAGCAGCAGAGCAAGUCUUCGUCCGCAGCGAGUUCCGCAAGGCGGCGACGAUUCAAUUCGUUCGAGCGUUCGAGGACCUCGGCUACAGCGUCCACGAGCAGAUCGUCAAGCUGAUCAAGGACCGCGUCUCGGGGCUCGUUGGCACUCAGAUCUGCGAAGACUGCGUCGGCCAGGCCAAGAACUCGAAGAUGGUCAUCGGCAACAGGAAGUACAGGCGCCCCGAAGCCAGCAUGGCCACGAUGCUGAAAAACAAGGUUCUGGACGGCAUCCAUAAGUUCAAGAGCGCCAUCACGAGCGUGCCCUUGACAUCGAAGAGCCUUCGUCUUUCUGGCUCGGCCUUCCGCUCCUCCAAGACCAACGCGACCAUGGAGUUCGCGAAGGUCGUCUCCACUAGGCAGGAUGCUCCAUAUUACUCGCCUGGGCACAUUGCUAUUAACCAGCCCGUCGCCGACCUCUACAUGUUGCGGCGCAUCUUCGCGGAGGCGCCCGAGGCCCCAGACUUCAACAAAGUUAACCUCAGUUGGAUCUCGAGCUUCGUCCAGGUCAGCCACAAGCUCGUGGUCAAUCUUCCUGGUCAGGGGUGGUGCCUUGCAUUGGACUACUUCAACAACAGCUGCGCUUUCUUCUGGCCCAUGGAGACUCGCGAGCUCGAGGGCGGCCUCCUCGUGUUCCAGCCGGAGAACUCAACGCGUGGGCCGAUCGUGAAACCGUUGUUCGACCUCGACGUUCCGUCUUGCACCGUGGUCGUGAAGUCGCGGGCGCGCCAGCGCAGUGACUACCCUGCCUUGUGCGUCGGGAUGAACGCGCUGCUCCCCGCCAUCAGCAUGUUCCAGGAGGGCCCGACGGAUGGCCUGUGCAAGAACGCAGCUUCGAAGGCCUUCUGGAGCGUCCCCAAGACCACCCUCCAGAGCGUUGCCAGGGUCAAGGGCGUGGACCUGCCGCCCGGGGCCAAGCUCGUCGAUGUCAUCUUCGCUCUCGUGUGCGAUGCUUUGGGGGUCUCCGAGGUCGAUGCCAUCAAGAUCGUUGCCAGGCGCCACGCCGUCAACGACCUCCAGGCGUCCUUCUUCCCUGCGCUGCAUGAGGUAGAGGAGGCAAUCCAGUGCUUGCACCGCGACGACCACGAAGAGUUCAAGAGCCAGGAGAAGAAGGUUGUCACGAUCACCGAGGAGCUGAACAUCUUCAAGUCGGACUUCCACCAGAAGGCGAAGGCCUUCACGCAGGCUGAGGCGAAGACUUUUUUACCACCUGGUGCGCACAUCUGGCGUGCGGUGUCGCAUGCCGCGUGGGCUGGCCAUUACCCCCCCUACAGCCGCAUCAGUGCUGCUUGGAGCAUGGGGGAGACGGCCGCCAUGAAAGAUGUGAUUCGUCGCUUGUGGAUCCAGUAUCUCACUGCCACUGCCCAGGAUCCGUCUGUGUGCCCGUUUGAUAAUCUUCUCUAG